Molecule: messenger RNA, 303 nt
Organism: Durusdinium trenchii
Lineage: Eukaryota; Dinophyceae; Suessiales; Symbiodiniaceae
Source: the annotation of a GenBank genome assembly
AUGAGUCAUGACACAUGGCAUUCAGGCAAGAAGAGAUCUGCCAAAUGCCUUUCUCCCCUUCCUUCUUCUUACCAGUCGGUGAGAAUUUUGCGGACGUUGAGAGACUUUCACAAUUCACACACACGCACAGACUCCUGCUUGCAAGGUGCGACAGAUUCUUGUCAGUAUGGAACCACUGGCAUGCCAAUUACUUCAAAACCUGGUUUCAAGGAAGAGUGUACUGAGCACCCGACGCCGAUCCGUUCUUGGGCUGCAGAGGGAGGAUUUAGCAGAACAUGCCAGUUUGGAAGGAGCGACGUUUGA